Molecule: messenger RNA, 4469 nt
Organism: Dunckerocampus dactyliophorus (ringed pipefish)
Lineage: Eukaryota; Metazoa; Chordata; Actinopteri; Syngnathiformes; Syngnathidae
Gene: phyhiplb
Product: phytanoyl-CoA 2-hydroxylase interacting protein-like b
Exons: 5
Coding region: 1369-2511 (380 amino acids)
Cellular component (GO): cytoplasm
Molecular function (GO): protein binding
Source: RefSeq, a predicted model, not a curated record
CCUCGUGUGCCAGCUACACUGUUUACAUUUAACGAGGUGUAACGUUUUGUCUGAGUUUUUGUCAAAGUCAUGUUUUGGAUCCGGCAAAAUGCGUUCGGUGCACAAUCAGGCGUUAUACUUCGGAAAUCACGGCGGCCGAAACGUAAGUUCCCACCGUUUGCUAUUGUUUAAUUCCAACGUCUUUGUGACGCACCGCUGCUUGUCACAAAAUGGCGACGCGCAAACGGGCCGAAGUUGACGUCAGAUCGCGUUUUAUACACUACAGACACGGAGAAAGUAUUCGACACGGUUCCCCCUGUUCAUGCCGAGUACUUUCACACCGCUACAUAGCUUCAAAUCACUCUAGCCUGUGUGGCACGCCCCUCAAAGCGACCCUUGGCGGGACCACUUUCAGGAGAAAUCACCCGUGUACCUCAUCUUGGUGACCAAACGUCCUGUUUUCCUAGGACAUGUCCUGGCUGGCUUGCUGAGAACGUGCUGAAAAUGUCCCGGUUUUCAUUGUUUUUUUUCAUGGAUAUAGGGUUUUUUUUGUUUAUUAACGUAAUAUCUUUAUUAUUUACAUCAUUACACUGAAAGGUUUGCGAGAGCUAUUUCUGUUAAAGCUGGAUUUGCUACUAUAGCUAAUAUUUCUGAUUUUUUAAAUGAUUUGUUCUGUAAACAUUUUAUUUUAUGAAUUAUUUUCUUACAGGCUGAUUUUCGUAAGACAGAAGAGACAUUAUUUCUAUCAUUAUUUCAUUCUACAGAUUUUAAAGCUAUUUUUUCUCGUGAGCCCAGUUCUGGUCGGAUUUCGGUGAUGAGGAACGAAGUUCCCAUUAAAUUGGUGGGGCCGCAUAAGUAAAGAGUUUGGCUUCACAAAACAAUAUGCGUUCAAAAGAGCAAUACAUUUGCGUCACAGAAAUGCCUUCUUGACAAAAUCGCAUCAGAAUCUGAUUUUUUUUUCACGAAAUUACGUUGCCAUAGUUAGACAGAAUGUUACCAAAUGUAAAUAACAACCUUCCCACCACUGAGACACAUCCGGGGGGUUCUGUGCAUGCUCUGACCGACAUUAUAUAAUAUAUAUAUAUAAGCAACAGGAGUAAUAGCAUGUGCAAGCAGGCCCAUAGUAAUUCUUUGCACUGAUGCAAUAGUGUGCAGCCUGUGACGUAGAGAGAGAGCAGAAAUGUGUGUGAGAGAGAGAGAGAGAGUGAGAGAGGGUGCACAGUGCACACUGGUCUUUCUUCUUCCUCCUCCAGCGUGGACACACACCCACCGUGCAGCCCUGUCUUCCUCCCCUCCUCCUCCACCACCUCUUCCUCCUCCUGUGGACCAGUGGACCACUCAGCCCGGCCAUUGACAGCAUAGCAGCAUUUUUGACAUACACGCACAGAGAUGGAGGUACCAGGCUUAGCACGCAACAAUAUCAGCAGUCCGCUGAGCCCCUGCGAGGGGAUGAUCAAAGACCUGAGCCUGGACGCCAUACAGCUCUGUGAGAGAGAUGGAAGUAAAUCCCAGGAUGGCGCCAUCUCUGACAUGGAGGAGCUGCCUGUUCCUCAGAGCAUCAAGAUCAGCAACAUCACCUGCGACUCUUUUAAGAUCUGCUGGGACAUGGAGCAGCGCGGCAAGGAGCGCAUCACGCACUACUUCAUCGACCUCAACAAGAAGGAGAACAAAAAUUCCAACAAGUUCAAACAUAAGGAUGUGCCCACCAAGCUGGUGGCCAAGGCGGUGCCCCUCCCCAUGACGGUGAGGGGCCACUGGUUCCUGAGCCCACGCACUGAGUACACGGUGGCCGUGCAGACGGCGUCCAAGCAGACCGACGGGGACUACGCCGUGUCUGAGUGGAGUGAAAUCAUCGAGUUCUGCACGGCUGAUUAUUCCACUGUGCAUCUCAACCAGCUGCUGGAGAAGGCCGCGGUGAUCUCCGGCCGCAUGCUGCGUUUCUCCGUCUUCUACAGGAACCAGAAUAAGGAAUACUUCGACCACGCUAGGGAGGAGCAGGACAACAGGAUGCUUCCGUCAGUGAAGGACAACAGCGGCAGCCAUGGUUCUCCUAUCAGCGGCAAGCUGGAGGGUCUCUUCUUCAGCUGCAACACAGAGUUCAACACAGGCAAACCCCCCCAGGACUCCCCUUACGGACGCCACCGCUUUGAGGUCCAGGCCGACGCCCUCUUCAACCCCGACACCAACCUCUACUUCGGGGACUUCUACUGCAUGUACACGGCCUACCACUACGUCAUCCUGGUGCUGGCGCCCAAAGGCUCCCAGGGGGACAACUUCUGCAAGCAGAGGCUCCCCGCCCUCGACAUCACCAACAACCGCUUCCUCACGUGCACGCGGGGCGAGGACGGCGACGGCGGCCUGCUGUUCCACCAUGCCCAGGACGUGAUCCUGGAGGUGAUCUACACGGAGCCCGUGGAGCUGACGCUGGGCACGGUGGCCGAGAUCAGCGGGCACCAGCUGAUGAGUCUGUCCACCGUCAACGCCAAGAAGGACCCCAGCUGCAAGACCUGCAACAUCAGCGUGGGACGCUAGCGUGGACGCAGGAUGGACUUCCUAGUGCACUGACCAACAUGCAUGAAGCAGCUGAUUUAAACACACACUUCACUCAGCGUCAUCCACGUUUCAAAAUAAGAGCCCAUACAUGUAAAAGACAUCACUAACAUGGCUGCUUCUUUUGUUUUGCUCAUGAAUGCCUCCUUUUUCUUUGUUAUUCCUCUCUAACGUGUCUUUAUACUCCCCUCUAGUGGUGUGGAGUGGUACUACAGGUUUCCCAAGGCUGCAGCAUCCAACCAAAGGUAUUAAAAAAAAAUCCUACUGUCUGCAAUCCUACUGUCAGUGAACGCAACAGCCUGUGGCUUUAACCUUUAAUGAGCAUGAGGCAGUCUUUUGUGCAGCAUGUGUACCGGGAGUACCGCGGUGGUGCCGUGGCAACCGUCUGUUGUCGUGUGAGGAGGGAGGGGGAUUAAAAAAAAACAACAGUUCAGCGGGAUAAAUGUGAAAAAAUAUUUAUUUUUAUGGAUACAUUCAUAUGUACAUAUACAGUAUAUAUAGAGUGGUAUAUAUACCAGAAGUGCACACACACACACACACACACACACACACACACACAGCUGUGAUUCAUGUCAACGACAGCAUUAAGAUUGAACAGGAUUCCUGUCAAGCAAGUGAAGGCAGACAUGAUGAUGCACUACAAACGUAAACACGACGUCACCAUCGAGGAAAAAAACGACAGCACAAAGGAGGACUGAAACGUUGCAGCUCAUUGAUGGCGUUUCACACACGGGAGUACCGGGGCCACACUGACCACAAGGAGCACCGGGAAAACAAAGGCUAAUUACAGGAAUACCACGAGAAAUUAGUCUUUUUACAACUUUUUUCUUGUAAUUUGAUGAGUCUGAGAACAUUGAGUUUUUUUUUUUUGCUGUAAUAUGACUUCAUUUUUGUACUUUGUUGUAAUGCUACUAAUAACGUGACUGUUGGAACAUUCGUCCUUGAAAUAUGACUAGAAAAAAUAUUUUAUUUCUCCCCCCCCACAUUCUGUACUGAUUUUAUUCUCCAACUUUUUCAUUGGAAAAUGACUGCUUCAUUCGUUCAUUUUCUAAGCUGCUUGUCUCGGGGGUAUGCUGGAGCCUAUCCCAGGUGGGGUACACCCACCAACUUUGCUUUUUUUCCGCUCAAUACCACCCCUUUUUUUCCACAUAACUUUACGCUCAUUUGUCUCAAUUUGGGGGUGUUUUUUCCCCCUUUUCUUUUCAGUGUGGCCCUCGUACCCCUUCAUAGAUUUGAUGCCUUUAUUUUGCCUUUAUUCAGCAGAUGCAUAUUUCACAACAAUAACAAUUAGCAAAGUGCCAUAAAUACACCUCCACUAAUGCUGACAUUACUCAUCAUGUACAAUAAAGUAAGUUAGCACGCUACAUGACACACGUUGCUUCAUCUUGUGCUUUUUGGACUUUCAUCUUCCUGUAAAGUGCAAACGAGCUCAUUCAAGUCCUGGUCCUGGUUUUGUUUUUUGUUCGUGAAGACAAAAAGCUCCACUGUGAGAAGCUCAGCUGCUCUUGGCUGUUUCCUGUUUUUUACUGAGCAGAGCCUCCAGGAGGCGGAGCUUUGCUUUGAGGUUCUUAUACUGGCAGUACUCCUCUGCCAUGGGGCCGCGGUCCUCCUUUUGACAAACCCUACAGGAGGAGAGAGAGAGGACGCUACACGUAUUUGUUGACGGCCCCUAUGUUGCCUUACUGGGAUAGCGUUGUACUGUGUGUAUUGUGAGCCCAAAUAAAUGACUAUCGACAUGGAUGGUGUACACUUCACAGUCUUAUCUUUCCUCAGCUCUGCGCCGUAUCAGUCGUACAUGCGGGUUCCUUCUUCGCUCCUUAUUUCAUUCUUAUUUGAUUCUUUGUUAUUUGACACCAUGCAUCGUUCAAACCAAAAUGCUCAGAGUUUGUUUGAAGACGGAAUAAAACUCCAAAGCAAAUGUUUCCUUAAGCGUGUGUGUU